GGGCGAUGGAGAACGGGCGGGGAUGCGGAUCCUGGAAGCCACAAAGUAGGGGUAAUCCUGCCGAUCACAUCGUGGUUGCAAUGGCCGUUCCCGCCUUUUCGAUUUACACCUACGGGCCCUACGGACCAACGUCGUGCCUUUUCGUUGUUGGUUCGAUAUUUCGCUUCAACGCGCCCGUUUGAGCGAGAUUUGGAAAGGACGAAGAACGAAGAGUCGCGGCGCGCUAGGUGAGGGUCUGGGGUUCACACAUGCUGCGGCUUACAGCUUACAGCAUGGAUGCCGUGUUUGUUUCUUUUCGCUAUUGUACCUAGCGAGUGUUUUCCGAAUGUGAUGGUCCAGUCUUGCAGAUGGCCUGCAUACCUGCCCGGCCUGAGACGGAGGUUGGAUGCAUAUAAGGCUGGGCAAGUUCGCCGUUGAGGAGAGGAAGGAAGAGAACAUCAUCAACAUCACCAGCAUCAUCACUACCAUCCUACUCCUUGGCGACAUCAAGCUUUCACUUGGCUUUUAGUCCAUCCUACUCGAACAGCCAAGCCCAAUCCUAUUCAUUGAUAACACUCAUCAUCAUCCUUUGCAUUAACAUCGUCGCACUUGGCACGCUAUCAGAGCAUACUUCAAUCACAAACUCACCUACCCAUACCUUAAGCCACAACAUCUAUACUUCAUAAAACAAAUCAUGUCCGGCAUCAAGACCAUUGCCUUCUUCGGCGCCUCAGGCGGCUGCGGCAUGGCAGCGCUGAAGCACAGUCUCGAGGCCGGCUAUGUCUGCAUCGCCCUCUGCCGCAACCCAACAAAGAUGACCGACGUCCUUCCCGAAGCCCAGAACCCGAACCUGGUCGUGAAGAAAGGCAACGCACACAGCGUCGACGACGUGGCCGCCUGCCUCGUCAACCCAACCGACCCGACCCGCCUCGUCGACAUCGUGAGCUUCAGCAUCGGAAGCCCGCUCAAUCUGGCCAAGAUGACGGUCGAGGACCCGGAUGUGUGCAAGAACGGCGCCGCGGCGCUCCUCGGCGCGCUUGAGAAGCUACGCGCCCAGGGUGUCAACGGCAAGCCGAGGCUGGCGAUUAUUUCGACAACGGGUAUCUCGGACCACGCGCGUGACGUGCCGCUGAUGCAGGUGCCCAUGUACCACGUCCUCCUCAAGCAGCCGCACGCCGACAAGAGGGUCAUGGAGCAGAGGAUCGUGGCGAGCGACGAGAUUUUUACCUUCAUCCGCCCCGCGUUCUUGUCUGAUGGUGCGCAACCUGAGAAGCGAAUCCGCACGGGUAUUGAGGAUCCCAAGACGGGCGUCCAGACCAAGGCUAUCGGGUACGGUAUCUCGAGGGAGGACGUUGGACGGUGGAUCUUUGAGGAGAUUUUCAAGUCGGGUGGCCCGAACUACCUGAGGAAGGCUGUCACUAUUACCUGGUAAGGUGAAGUUGUAGGAACGAAUGAUUAGAAAGGGUGUGAAGUGUGCAAAUCGGUACAGCGGGGGAUCCGGGCGUUGGUCUUUUUGCUUUGAAUACCUGAUGGACCUUGGAGUCAAGAUACCCAUGACUGCUCGGCUUUCUGUAAUACCUCGAUAGAAUAUUAACUGAG
Messenger RNA from Colletotrichum scovillei, 1578 nucleotides. RefSeq lists its product as uncharacterized. Lineage: Eukaryota; Fungi; Ascomycota; Sordariomycetes; Glomerellales; Glomerellaceae. The transcript has a single exon. The coding region runs from base 674 to 1411 and encodes 245 amino acids. The record is from RefSeq and is a predicted model, not a curated record.